Molecule: messenger RNA, 1263 nt
Organism: Corticium candelabrum
Lineage: Eukaryota; Metazoa; Porifera; Homoscleromorpha; Homosclerophorida; Plakinidae
Product: leucine-rich repeat-containing protein 34-like
Exons: 10
Coding region: 16-1152 (378 amino acids)
Molecular function (GO): protein binding
Source: RefSeq, a predicted model, not a curated record
CAUGCGACAAUAGUUAUGUCUCUGACGUCUGUUUUGGAGCGAUACGAGGCUGAAUGUAAAUCUCAGGCGGUGAAAGAGAACGACGCACUUAAAGUGGUUCUCGAGAAACACUCGUUGGCGACAUCGAGUGAAGUGUGUCUGAGAGGGAAUCUUCCAGCACUGCGCAAAAGCAGGCUGACGGAUGGGGAUGUGAAUGCUCUGUUGACGGGUAUCCUUGCCUGUCCCGUAUCGCAUCUCAACUUGAGUUACAAUCACAUCACUGACGAUGGCGCCAAACACAUUGCAUCAUACCUCAAGCAAUGUUUUACUGUGGAGCAUUUGGAUAUCAGUUAUAAUGACAUCAGAGAGAGGGGAAUAGAAGAAAUUGCCGAUGCACUGCAAUUAAAUUUCAAUCUAAAGUCGCUGAACGUGUCUGGUAAUAAGUUCGGAAACAAAGGAGGCUUACACAUUCCAGGCAUGUUGCAAGUGAAUACAACACUCGAGUAUAUUGACGUGGCUGAUGCCGACCUCAGUGCUGAGAGCGUGAUUGCGUUUGCUACAGUGUUGAAUCAAAAUGGCACUGUGAAGUAUUUGAAUCUCAAUCGGCCGCUCAUAUAUAGUCGACAGGAGGAGACGACAGUGCACAUUGCAAAGAUGCUCAAAGUGAACACUGGCUUGCAAGAAAUUCACUUACAGAAACAUGGAAUUCGCGAUUUCGGUGCAGAAUGGCUGCAUGACACUCUGAAACACAACUUGACUCUUACACAUCUUGAUCUCAGCCGCAAUCGUAUUGGUCGAGAUGGUGCUGCUCACUUGGCUUGUCUUCUCACGCAAGACACCAGACUCACUCACCUUGAUCUCAGUUACAACAGAAUAGAAGACGACGGAGCCAUUGCGAUUAGCAAUGCUCUAACACAUUAUAACAGAAACCUUAAAAUGCUUGCCAUCCGUGGUAAUGAAAUUGGAGGACUCGGACUAUGUGCAAUAGCCAAAGCUAUCAAAGCAAACCCAACACUGACACAGAUAUACAUCUGGGGCAAUACAAUGGAUGAGAAAACUUGCAAGGAAUUCUCGUCUCUCACAAGCGGCAUCGACCCCAGGAUCAACCCUGCAGACACAGACAUCCAAGCGUACGUAGUAGAUGGCGUAACUUACUUAGCACAAGUGACAUGACAUACAACUCUUGCUACAAAUGUAAACAAACGAUAAAAUAAACCGAAAAAUAAUGAAGAAAAAGUGACGUCAAGUAUCAAGUGUGCUGCAUCGUGCCCGCUGCUUCUGUUC